AUGAAAAUAGACGCUAAUACUGUUCUCAGGUUCAUGGAAUUUUCUGGAUGUAAUAAUGAAUAUACAGCUGUUCAUUUCCUAAAAAAACAUAGAAGUCUUGAUGAUGCAGUUUCAAGUUAUUACGACCAAGGAUGUCCUGAAAUAGAAGAACCUUUUGGAUAUACUUCAAUAUUUGAUGAUUCUAAGGUAUCUCAUCCAAAUGAAGAAAUAUCAACAGAAGAUGUUACAAGUAAUAACGGAAAUGAAAACAUUAUUAGAAAAGCUUUUGAAGAAGUUGCUAUUGAAGGAUUAGUUAAUUCAGAAAAUAUAGAACUAUUUUGUAACAAAUUAGGUAUUAAUGGGGAGAGUGGGUAUGAAUUAUAUUUACUUGGCUUUAUUGGGGGAUGUGAAUUAUAUCAACAUUUUGAGAACAAACAUAUCAAACUUAUUGAGAAAGCUUUAAAAGGAAAAACUGAUGUAAAAGAAUUUUUAAGACAAGAAUUUGAGUCAUUAAAAGGUGAUAAAUAUUAUCAAUUUCUUAAAGUUGUUUAUCGGUGGUUGGUAAUUCUUAUAAAUGAAGCAAAUAAAGGAGUUAAAAAAGGUAUGGAAACAAAUUCAAUGCUUGACUUUUUAGCUGAUGUUUUACGUGAUGUUAUACAACCAAAACUUCAAGGAGAUGUUUUUGAACAAUUAAUUAAUUACAUCAUUAAUGUUGACCCAGAAACUCGUAGAAAAAAACAAAUUCAAAUGGAUACUUUUGCUUAUUUACCAUUCUUCUUAACAUCAUUUAAAGAUAUUAACUCAUUAAAAAUGAGUCAAAAUGAAAUUGAUAAUUUAUGCUCACUUCCAACAUUAUAUUCUGAUUUCUUAAUCUUUAUGAACAAAGAAAAUAACCAACAAGUUAAAUAA
Molecule: messenger RNA, 888 nt
Organism: Entamoeba histolytica HM-1:IMSS
Lineage: Eukaryota; Evosea; Mastigamoebida; Endamoebidae
Exons: 1
Coding region: 1-888 (295 amino acids)
Source: RefSeq, a predicted model, not a curated record